AUGCAGAGAACACUACAAUCCCUAGAUCUUGGCCGACAUCAAGAUCUAGCGCGGCUAACACGCCCGUACACCCUCCUCAUAACCAUUCCUAUAGAACCCGGCUCAGCAACUACAAUCAGCUACUGGGCACCGCCUGAAUUCCAACCACAUCACUUUCAGCUCCGUACGACCCUGAAGCCAGCUCAGAUCCAACUCGUCCAAUCCCAUGAAGAUCAUGGCAUCGUGCGCAUUGCAGCCCGCGAACCUGAUCUCGCAAACUUCUUCCACAAAAAACUUGAGCACCUCCAGACGUCCUCGCACGAUGCAAAUAUGGUCUCAAAGCUCGUCGCCAAUCUGCGGUGCGAAGAGGUGAACGAGGAAGCCGCGCUUCAUAUCUUCAGCAUCCAAAUCUUGGGCGACGAAAGCGGGAAUCUUGUUCCAGAGGGCUGUAGUUUGUUGUGGAAAUGGGCCAAAGAGCAGAGUCCGUAUCGUAAGUCGGGGUCUUGGGAUCAUAGGCUGGUUCAGGUGUUGGUGGAUGCGGAAUGGACGGCGGGGAAAAAUAUUGUAAUUUUGGCAAAAGGCGUGGAUGAGGAGGAGUAUGAGAGGGUGGUGAAGGGGGCAAUCAAAUCCUAG
Bipolaris victoriae FI3 is the source of this 612-nucleotide messenger RNA. RefSeq lists its product as hypothetical. NCBI's taxonomy places the organism in Eukaryota, Fungi, Ascomycota, Dothideomycetes, Pleosporales, Pleosporaceae. The coding region runs from base 1 to 612 and encodes 203 amino acids. The transcript is spliced from 2 exons. The record is from RefSeq and is a predicted model, not a curated record.